This is a messenger RNA of Lodderomyces jiufengensis, 540 nucleotides long. RefSeq lists its product as uncharacterized. NCBI's taxonomy places the organism in Eukaryota, Fungi, Ascomycota, Pichiomycetes, Serinales, Debaryomycetaceae. The record is from RefSeq and is a predicted model, not a curated record. The coding region runs from base 1 to 540 and encodes 179 amino acids. The transcript has a single exon.
AUGGGCUGGUUAUCAUUUGGUUCAACCAAGACAGAAAUUCCCCCUUCUCAACCACAACCGCCAGUACAAUUACAACAAAGAUCACAUAGUCAAUUAACCGCCCCCAUAUCAGAAUAUCCGAAAGAUACUCAACAAUAUCAAAACUCAUUAAAUAAAGAAGAAUCAGAUAUAGAAAUUACUUUAAAUCAAUUGAGUCAUAAACAAUUAUCAUCAAAUGCAACUACUGAUUCACCCACCACUUCCGCUUCAACGAAUAUCAAUGUAGAACAAAUAAACGGAUCGAAAUCUCCAGAAGAAAUUUCAAACACUGUUUCCCAGUUCAUUGAAAACUAUCCAAUUUCAAACUUAUUUAUAAUUGAUGGUGAAAAAGAUUUGAAAAAAAGUAUAAUAUGUACAUCAAAUAACGAUGGUGGUAAAACUUGUCUUAAAUUACAAAUGAAUUCAAUUGAAUUAUUUAAAAUUAUGCAAAAAAAUGAAUUUUUUUGUUCUUUACCUAAUGAUGUUGAUGCUACUUAUUUUGAAUGUAGAAAAAUACAGUAA